CGUCUGGGGCGUCCCGCUCCAAGUUUGCUCUCCAUCACUCCUGGCCAGUGUCUGGCCACGCCGAGCGGAGCGCGAAGGUAUCGGAGCUCCAGGCAACUGCCCCAUCCACACCUGCGGGAACCUCGCGCCCCGCACCUGGUGCGACUGGGUUGCGGUGCUCCGCUGUCCUCCGGGGUAUGGAGCGAGUGAAGACAGCGUCUACCGGCCGCAAGGGCAGCCUGUGAGUCGAAGAGCCGAGGACCGAGUGGGAGCGUUACCGCGCGCACUAUGCCUGUCCGGGUGGAGGCGAGGGCGGCUUGGCGCGUGGUGGCCCUGGCGCUGCUGCUGCACCCCGCCGUGCCUGCAGCCUCCCAGCCGCUACCCCAGCGCCCGCUGCAGCCGAGCAUGCCCCACGUGUGUGCAGAACAGAAGCUGACCCUGGUUGGCCACCGCCAGCCUUGUGUGCAAGCCUUCAGCCGCAUAGUGCCUGUGUGGAGGUCAGGCUGCGGGCAGCAGGCAUGGUGUGUUGGCCAAGAGCGCAGGACUGUGUACUACAUGAGCUACAGACAGGUAUAUGCCACAGAGACCCGCACUGUGUUCAGGUGCUGUCCCGGCUGGAGCCAGAAGCCUGGCCAGGAAGGCUGCCUCUCAGAUGUGGAUGAAUGUGCCAAUGCCAAUGGGGGCUGUGAGGGCCCGUGCUGCAACACUGUGGGUGGUUUUUACUGCCGCUGCCCACCCGGCUACCAGCUCCAGGGUGAUGGCAAAACCUGCCAAGAUGUGGACGAAUGUCGAGCACACAAUGGUGGUUGCCAGCACAGGUGUGUGAAUACCCCCGGCUCUUACCUCUGUGAGUGCAAACCUGGCUUCCGGCUCCACACAGAUGGCAGGACCUGCCUGGCCAUCAGCUCCUGCACUCUGGGAAAUGGUGGCUGCCAGCAUCAGUGUGUGCAGCUCACUGUGACACAACACCGCUGCCAGUGCCGGCCCCAGUACCAGCUGCAGGAGGAUGGCAGGCGCUGUGUCCGGAGAAGUCCAUGUGCAGACGGCAAUGGUGGCUGUAUGCAUAUAUGCCAGGAACUCCGGGGCUUUGCCCACUGUGGCUGCCACCCAGGUUACCAGCUUGCUGCAGACCGAAAAGCCUGUGAAGAUGUGGACGACUGUGCCUUGGGGCUGGCCCAGUGUGCUCAUGGCUGUCUUAACACUCAAGGGUCCUUUAAGUGUGUGUGCCACGCAGGCUAUGAGCUGGGUGCCGAUGGCCGUCAGUGUUACCGGAUCGAGAUGGAGAUUGUGAACAGCUGCGAGGCUAGCAAUGGCGGCUGCUCACACGGCUGUAGUCACACUAGCACAGGGCCCCUGUGCACCUGCCCUCAUGGUUACGAGUUGGAUGAAGACCAGAAGACCUGCAUCGACAUUGACGACUGUGCCAACUCUCCGUGCUGCCAGCAGGUGUGUGCCAACACCCCUGGUGGGUAUGAGUGCAGCUGCUUUGCCGGCUACCGGCUCAACACAGACGGCUGUGGUUGUGAGGAUGUCGAUGAGUGUGUGUCUGGUCACAGCGGCUGUGAGCACCACUGCUCUAAUCUGGCUGGCUCCUUCCAGUGUUCCUGUGAGGCUGGUUACCGGUUGGACGAGGACCGCAGGGGCUGCACGCCCCUAGAAGAGUCUGUGGUGGACCUGGAUGGCCAGCUGCCCUUUGUGCGGCCCCUGCCCCACAUUGCGGUACUGAGGGACGAGCUGCCACAACUCUUCCAAGAUGACUAUGGGGCUGAGGAGGAGGCAGCGGCGGAGUUGCGAGGAGAACACACGCUCACAGAGAAGUUCGUCUGCUUGGAUCACUCCUUUGGCCAUGACUGCAGCCUAACCUGCGAUGACUGCAGGAAUGGAGGAACCUGCUUCCCGGGCCUGGAUGGCUGUGACUGCCCAGAGGGCUGGACCGGGAUCAUCUGCAAUGAGACUUGUCCUCCAGACACUUUUGGGAAGAACUGUAGCUCUCCCUGCAUCUGUCAGAAUGGUGGGACCUGCGAUCCAGUGUCAGGAGCCUGCCGCUGUCCCCCAGGUGUCAGUGGAGCCCACUGUGAGGAUGGUUGCCCCAAGGGCUUCUACGGCAAACACUGUCGUAAGAAGUGCCACUGUGCUAACCGGGGCCGGUGCCACCGCCUCUAUGGGGCCUGCCUCUGUGACCCAGGGCUUUAUGGCCGUUUCUGCCACCUUGCCUGCCCUCCCUGGGCCUUCGGGCCGGGCUGUUCUGAGGACUGCCUUUGUGAGAAGUCACACACAAGAUCUUGUAACCCGAAGGAUGGUAGCUGCUCCUGCAAGGCCGGCUUUCAGGGAGAGCACUGCCUGGCGGAGUGCGAGCCAGGUUUCUUCGGACCAGGCUGCAGACACCGUUGCACCUGCCAGCCAGGUGUAGCCUGUGACCCUGUGAGUGGCCAGUGUCGGACGCAGUGUCCUCCUGGCUACCAGGGGGAGGACUGUGGCCAAGAGUGCCCAGCGGGAACAUUUGGUGUGAACUGCUCAGGUUCCUGCUCCUGUGUGGGGGCCCCCUGUCACCGAGUCACAGGGGAGUGUCUGUGCCCACCAGGGAAGACUGGGGAGGACUGUGGAGCUGAUUGUCCCGAGGGCCACUGGGGGCUUGGCUGUCAAGAGAUCUGCCCUGCAUGUGAGCACGGUGCCAGCUGCGACCCUGAGACUGGAACCUGCCUGUGUCUCUCUGGCUUUGUUGGCAGCCGCUGCCAGGAUGCUUGCCCAGCAGGCUGGUUUGGGGCUGGCUGCCAGAUGAGGUGUGCUUGUGCCAAUGAUGGGCAUUGUCACCCGGCCACAGGACGCUGUAGCUGUGCCCCUGGGUGGACUGGCCUCAGCUGCCAGAGAGCCUGUGACAGUGGACACUGGGGGCCUGACUGCGUCCAUCCUUGCAACUGCAGUGCAGGCCAUGGGAGCUGUGAUGCCGUCAGUGGCCUCUGCCUGUGUGAGGCUGGCUAUGAAGGUCCCCGGUGUGAGCAGUGGUGUCGCCAAGGGUACUUUGGACCUGGCUGUGAGCAGAAGUGCAGGUGUGAGCAUGGGGCCACCUGUGACCAUGUCAGUGGGGCCUGUACCUGCCCAGCCGGCUGGAGGGGAAGCUUCUGCGAGCAUGCCUGUCCUGCUGGCUUCUUUGGGUUAGACUGUGGCAGUGCCUGCAACUGCUCCGCCGGGGCCCCCUGUGAUGCUGUCACUGGCUCGUGCAUCUGCCCAGCUGGCCGCUGGGGCUCACACUGUGCCCAGACUUGCCCACCUCUCACCUUCGGGCUUAACUGCAGUCAGAUUUGUACCUGUUUCAAUGGGGCCUCCUGUGACCCUGUCCAUGGGCAGUGCCACUGUGCUCCUGGAUGGAUGGGACCCACCUGCCUGCAGGCCUGCCCCGCUGGCCUGUAUGGCAAGAACUGCCAGCUUUCCUGUCUGUGCCGAAAUGGAGGGAGCUGUGAGCCUAUCUUGGGCCAGUGCACGUGCCCAGAGGGCUGGACUGGCUUGGCCUGCGAGAAUGAAUGCCUUCCUGGACACUAUGGGGCUGGUUGUCGGCUCAACUGCACUUGCCUUAAUGGGGGCAUAUGUGACCCGCUUACCGGCCACUGCCGCUGCCCAGCUGGCUGGACUGGGGACCAGUGUCAGAGCUCCUGCGUCAAUGGCAUGUUUGGGGUUCACUGUGAAGAACACUGUGCCUGCCGGAAAGGUGCCACCUGCCACCAUGUCACGGGGGCCUGCCUCUGUCCCCCAGGAUGGAGGGGCUCGCACUGUGAACAGGCCUGUCCACGUGGCUGGUUUGGAGAGGCCUGUGCUCAGCAUUGCCGCUGCCCACCCAGUGCCCCCUGCCACCAUGUUACUGGGGAGUGCCACUGUCCACGAGGCUUCACUGGGUCUGGCUGUGAGCAGGCCUGCCAGCCUGGCACCUUUGGAAAGGACUGUGAGCACCUGUGCCAAUGUCCUGGUGAGACCUGGGCCUGCCACCCUGCUUCAGGGGCCUGUGUAUGUGCUGCUGGUUACCAUGGCACCGACUGUCAGCAACGAUGCCCAUCUGGGCGCUAUGGGCCAGGCUGUGAACACAUUUGUAAGUGUCUCAAUGGUGGGACCUGUGACCCAGCCACGGGAGUCUGCUACUGCCCUGCUGGGUUCCUUGGGGCCGACUGCAGCCUUGCCUGUCCACAGGGUCGCUUCGGCCCCAGCUGUGCCCAUGUGUGUGCGUGCGGGCAAGGGGCAGCAUGUGACCCCAUGUCGGGGACUUGCAUCUGUCCUCCUGGGAAGACGGGGGCCCACUGUGAGCAAGGCUGUCCCCAGGACCGGUUUGGCAAGGGCUGUGAACUCAAGUGUGCCUGCAGGAAUGGGGGCCUGUGUCAUGCUGCCAACGGCAGCUGUUCCUGCCCCCUGGGCUGGAUGGGGACACACUGUGAGCACGCCUGCCCAGCUGGGCGCUAUGGUGCUGCCUGCCUCCUGGAGUGUUCCUGUCAGAACAAUAGCAGCUGUGAACCCACCACGGGUGCUUGCCUCUGUGGCCCUGGCUUCUAUGGUCAAGCUUGUGAAUACUCCUGCCCCGCCGGCUUCCAUGGAUCUGGUUGCCAGAGAGUUUGUGAGUGUCAACAGGGCGCUCCCUGUGACCCUGUCAGUGGCCAGUGCCUCUGCCCUGCUGGCUUCCAUGGCCAGUUUUGCGAGAGGGGGUGCAAGCCAGGCUUUUUUGGAGCUGGCUGCCUGCAGCAGUGUAACUGCCACACGGGUGUGCCCUGUGAUCCCAUCAGCGGACUCUGCGUUUGCCCACCAGGGCGUACAGGAGCCACAUGUGACCUAGAUUGCAGAAGGGGCCGCUUUGGGCCGGGCUGUGCCCUGCGCUGUGAUUGUGGGGGUGGGGCUGACUGCGACCCAAUCAGUGGGCAGUGCCACUGUGUGGACAGCUACACUGGACCCACUUGCCGGGAAGUGCUCACACAGCUGUCCUCCAGCAGACCAGCACCCCAGCACCCCAGCAGCAGGGCCGCGAAGCACUAACUCAGAAGAACACCCACAGAGGCCCACUACUGUGUUCCAGCCCAAGGAACCCAGGCCUCUGCUGGUGACUUCUGGAUCCAUACCUAUCCUGGAAAGCCAUGGAUCUCUGUGGACAGCUCUGGAUGGUCACUCUGCCACACAUUGGGGCUCUGUGGCCAUGGAUCUCUGUGGACAGCUCUGGAUGAUCACCCAGCCACACACUGGGGCUUUGUGGCCAUGGGGAAGAAGGCCUCCUUUGGACACAAGGAAUCCAGGGAGUUGACUGGGCCUCAGGCCACUGUUUACAUGGGGACCCUGCAGGCUGUGCUGUGGGAUCCUGACCCUCUUCAGUGACCUGGGAUGGGACCAAGGUGGGAAUAGGCAAGGUCCCGCCUGCCUGCCAGGUCCUUCUGGUGCUAGGCCAUGGACUGCUGCGGCCAGCCAACUGUUUACCUGGAAAUGUAGUCCAGCCCGUAUUUAUGUAAGGUAUUUAUGGGCAAUUCCACUUGCCAUUAUGGCCCUGGGUUAGCUGGAAGCUGCCUGAUCCCAGAACUCAGGCAGUGGACUGUGGGAGUCUCCAGCAAGUGGGAUGGAGGGUUUUGUAAAGCCCAGUGAGUUAAAGGCACAGUGGUGUCCUCAUGGUCUGGGUUUCUGUGCUUUCUGCAGACUCUGUAGGUCCUUCCAAGAGCAACUGGCAUGAGGGUUCUUGGGUGGGAACCUCCUGUACCCCUCUGUAAUGACAGGAGUGCUGCUCAGGUCACAUCAGGGUUCUUCCUGAUUUCUACCUCUGGGGAAUGAGGCAGUGCCUGGUCAAGGUAAAUUAUCCCAGAGAACACACUGGUGCCUGAGACAUCUCCAGAGAGAGACUACAGGAAGAAUGCCCCAGAAGGAGCAGGCCAGGACAGGUGUGGAAGGAAAUCCAUGCUUAACCCAAACAGCCCACCCCUGCCUCCACAGGGUGAUGGACAGGCAAUGUCACAGGAGCCAGGGCUCCCUGUGGAUGGAUGGAGGCUAAUACCUCAGAUAAAAGAGUAUAGUUCAGAGCAGAGCUGCAGGAGGGUUGGGGGAGGGCCUGGAGAACAGCAGAAAUAGGAAGAGGGUUGGACUUAGACCUGAGCCUCUGCACCCACCCAAAGAAGUCCCUUGUUUUGGAUCUGGGUGGUGACUGACUCCUCCCUCUCCCACUGCAUCCGAGGCAGCUGAAACCUCCAGGGACACUUCAAAGGCUGCAGUGGGGUGGUCAGUAGUGGGAGCUAGUCAGUUGGCCAUUGUAUAGAGACUUAAGUAAAGGCAGAGGGAUGGAGCAGAGAGUGGGGAAGAGCUUUGUGUGAAUGUGAAGCAGGCAGUAUGGGAACAAAGAAGGAAUUCUAAAGCACCCAGAGGGGGAAAGGAUUAAGAAUCAGACUGGCCAGAAACUCUACAAGGGAAAGGCUGAGAGCUAAGAAAUGGUGAUAUUGUCACAGGUAUUGAAAAGUUAGCUAGAUAUGAUUUUAUAUCUAGCUAAACUAUUUCCACACCCGCAGGUUCACCCAUGUCUAAUUUGGAAAUAUUCCUGGGAAGAGCCCAGGAGGGAGCCAUGGGAGACCUCACAGCACAUUUCCUACAUGGCCAUCAUGAGGAGAACUGAAAUUGUCCUUCUAAACCACAGGUCAACCCCAGGCAGGCUCACUGUGGGGUAGGUGCAAGGGAAGUUGGAGACAGGACAUCACUGGUCCUGUGAGUGACAGGCAGGGAGCCAGCAGAAGUAGGAGAUGGAGUGGCCCACUUUAGCCCCCCCCCCCGAGAACCCAAGACCACCCAGGGGCAGGAAGGAAGAAACAGGGAAGGAAAAAGCAGGCUAACAGGGCCUGAGCAGACAGAGGUCCAGCCUUCACUAAGAGUCAUAUGAUCUUGGCUGGCAAGUUGGUUCAGAGGCUUAAUGCUCUUGCCACCAAGCCUGAUAACCUAAGUUUGUUUCCCCUGUGGUAGAUUAGUGACUUCUGCUGGUUGUCCUCCAACCUCCUCAUAUAUACCCCCAAUAAAUAAUGUCAUUAAAAUCUU
Mastomys coucha (southern multimammate mouse) is the source of this 7005-nucleotide messenger RNA. It is a transcript of the gene Megf6, whose product is annotated as multiple EGF like domains 6. Gene Ontology annotation, molecular function: calcium ion binding; protein binding. The transcript has 37 exons. Bases 268 to 4986 code for a protein of 1572 amino acids. Lineage: Eukaryota; Metazoa; Chordata; Mammalia; Rodentia; Muridae. The record is from RefSeq and is a predicted model, not a curated record.